Teleopsis dalmanni is the source of this 917-nucleotide messenger RNA. Its product is annotated as heat shock protein 27-like. Bases 76 to 651 code for a protein of 191 amino acids. Gene Ontology annotation, molecular function: protein folding chaperone. Lineage: Eukaryota; Metazoa; Arthropoda; Insecta; Diptera; Diopsidae. The transcript has a single exon. The record is from RefSeq and is a predicted model, not a curated record. Gene Ontology annotation, biological process: response to heat; protein refolding.
UGCAUUAGUUUAAAAUUUUAUUUGCAAUAAUAAAAUUAAAUAAAAAUAUUUCUAAAUAUAAAAUUUUAAAGCAAAAUGUCGCUUGUGCCAACAACGUAUCGCGAUCUUUCGCGUGAAUUAGAUCGACCACGUUAUUAUCCUCCUUACGAUUUUAACUUGUAUCCUUAUUUAUAUGAUGAUCCGCGAGUUUGGUGGCCGUCAGAUAUAUUGAAACCUAUGGAUGACCUCGUUACGCGGCGGGUACGCAACCAAUUAAUACGUUCAUCUCCUCUUGAUUGGAGCUAUCCAAUGCGGUGGCAAAAUUAUUAUGCAGGUGAACGAGUUUAUGUUGAUGAAAAAAGAUUUCAAGUGGAUAUUGAUGUGCGUCAGUUUAAACCACACGAAAUCGUUGUGAAAACCACUGAUGAUUAUGUAAUCGUCCAAGGUAAUCAUGAGAAGAGGAAUGAUGGAAAUGGUUUAGUUGAACGGCACUUUGUGCGUAAAUAUCUACUGCCACGUGGAUUUAAUGCCAAUGAAGUUAUAUCGGAUCUGUCAUCUGAUGGUAUACUAACCAUUAAAGUUCCACCACCUCCACCAACUAAAUACUAUAGUCCUAAUGAACGAUUGGUUAGAGUACAUGAAACUGGAAGAUUGGCUUUGCCGUGGAAAUAGGUCAACCCUUAAAGUUCACAAUUUAUAUGUUAUAAACCAUCUGCAUACCAGUUAAGACAUAUAUAAUUUAAUAUAUAUUUUUAUAAGUACACUUUUGAUUGUAUUGUAAGUGCAAGUGCAAGUGCAUUGAUAUACUUUUCAGAAUUAAUAUAAUUGUAUGGACCCAAGGUUAAAUUAUUCUAAAUUUAGUAAUGCAAAAUUUACGGUACAUCUACUUUUUGUACAAAUUAUAGUUCAAUUAAAAAAAAAUAUCUAAAAAAAAAUUC